Mus pahari (shrew mouse) is the source of this 2544-nucleotide messenger RNA. It is a transcript of the gene Paqr4, whose product is annotated as progestin and adipoQ receptor family member 4. Gene Ontology annotation, molecular function: signaling receptor activity. The record is from RefSeq and is a predicted model, not a curated record. The transcript is spliced from 3 exons. Gene Ontology annotation, cellular component: membrane. Bases 355 to 1176 code for a protein of 273 amino acids. Lineage: Eukaryota; Metazoa; Chordata; Mammalia; Rodentia; Muridae.
GCCGGGGUGGAGCCUGCUGUCCCCUCCGGCGUCCGGCCGCGCCCGUCCUCCGGGCUGCGGCGAGACGCCUGGCUGCCGUUGCGGCCAACCGGAGCUCUCCCUCCGCCGCUCUGCCACGGUGAAGCUGAGUGGACUGAGCUCCGACCGUGGGGUUGCCAGCUUCCUCUCCCUUGCGGGGGCGUCGAACUCGCGCGUGCGCAGCGCGUGAGGGAAGGGGGCCGGGACCUCCUUGCUGACCAGGGCAGGGCCACCGGACAGCCGGAGGUGAAUCGGGAUGAGCUUCCCAGCGCUGCAGUUCCACUGAGAAGGAAGCCCAGCGCAGAGGGUCGCCGGUCGGCCGCAGUGCGUGAGGCCAUGGCGUUCCUGACCGGGCCGCGUCUUCUGGACUGGGCUAGCUCGCCGCCGCACCUGCAGUUCAAUAAGUUCGUAUUGACCGGCUACCGGCCGGCCAGCAGUGGCUCGGGCUGCCUGCGCAGCCUUUUCUACCUACACAACGAGCUGGGCAACAUCUACACACACGGGCUAGCCCUGCUGGGCUUCCUGGUGCUGGUGCCAAUGACCAUGCCCUGGAGUCAGCUGGGCAAGGAUGGCUGGCUAGGAGGUACACAUUGUGUGGCUUGCCUAGUGCCCCCUGCAGCCUCUGUGCUGUAUCACCUCUUUAUGUGCCACCAAGGAGGCAGUCCUGUGUACACCCGGCUCCUUGCCUUGGAUAUGUGUGGAGUCUGCCUUGUCAACACCCUUGGGGCCCUGCCCAUCAUCCACUGCACUCUGGCUUGCAGACCCUGGCUUCGCCCAGCUGCCCUGAUGGGUUACACUGCACUGUCAGGUGUAGCCGGCUGGAGAGCUCUCACUGCCCCCUCCACCAGUGCCCGGCUUCGAGCCUUUGGUUGGCAAGCUGGAGCCCGCCUGCUGGUGUUUGGGGCCCGUGGAGUGGGGCUGGGCUCCGGGGCUCCAGGCUCCCUGCCCUGCUACCUGCGCAUGGACGCACUGGCUCUGCUUGGAGGGCUGGUGAAUGUGGCACGCCUGCCAGAGCGGUGGGGGCCUGGUCGCUUCGACUACUGGGGCAACUCCCACCAGAUCAUGCACUUGCUGAGUGUGGGCUCCAUCCUCCAGCUCCAUGCUGGGGUUGUGCCUGACCUGCUCUGGGCUGCACACCACGCCUGUCCCCCAGACUGAGCUGCCUCCUAGCUGCCAAACCGGCCUGCCCACAGCUUUCUGGACAAAUUCCACCACCUUUCCUCCUGCUGGUCUGCAAGGGGCUGGUUCCCUGGGAGAACCAGCACAUGGGACUUCCUAGCUGGGAGACCACUCUUCAUUCUUCCCCAUGGAUUCACUUCUUGCACCCAGGCCUUCAAACCCCAGCUUCCCCUCUCCUUGUCAUCUUCCCUCCUGGGCACUGUUUUGCUGUCAUUAGAAGGAAACCAUUUCCCCCCCACCCCCCAAUUUACCCCAUUUAAUCUGUGAGAGUCUCGGACAGUUGAGUCCUGCCAACUUACCAAGCCUCCAGCCCAGAGCCACUGCCCCUAUGUUGCUGUUCCCAUACAUAACUACACCUCCUGCUCCUGGAUUCUUGAGCUAGCUGCUCUGACCCUGCUUCCUGACCUCCAUCUUCCUGCUCUGCAUGCCAAACCUCUCAGCAGCCAGAAUUUUGCUGUCCCUGUCAUUCCUGCAGUGAGGAUGCAGAGGAGUGGGACGAGGCUUCUCUCAGAGCCAAGUGGACAUUGGUCCUGCUUGUAUCAUCUGGCCAGGAGACAGGAGGGGAGCUGCUGCUUUCCCUAGGCAACAGGCACAGCUGUGGAAUGGAGGCCUUGGAUUCGGGCUUCACUGGACCAAGGACUCAGCUCUUCAGUGCCAUGGUCUGACUGACCUGCCCCCCAGAGACGUGUGUGCUCAGGAAAUCUCUACACAGCCUGCUGGCCCAAGGGUACCGCCUCACAGCCAGAUCAUCCCAAAGGCCCAAGACCCUAGGCAACAUCAAUAAAGGGACAAGAAGAGCUAUGCUGCCACAUGAGCAACCUUGGGUGUUCCCAAGACGCAUUACUUUUUAUUAGAUACGGAAGUUUCAGGGGAAAUGGGCAAGACGGUCAGAGGUUUUAAAGCAUCAAGGCUGUCUGGACCUGUGCUCAGGCUGGGUCUAGGGAAUCCUCGAACAGGCUGAGGAGGUUCCUUGGCUCAAAGGUGGGGCAAGGACCUCUUGGAGGCUCUGAGUCCAUAUCAGUUAGGUCCAGGGCAUCCCUUGAGGAGAAGGAAAAAAAAAAAAAAUAAGACACUGGAUCCUAAAGACAACUGUGCCCAAGCCUAGACCCCGGGCUUGCUCACCUCCUCACCUAGGUAUGUACCUGCCCCGAGGGGUAGAGGUUCUUCUAGUGAUCCGCGACAGGAUGGUCUCUGGGGAGAGUGAGGGACUACAAGAAAGAGGACAAGCAGGGUGGUGAGGGUUGGGCAAAGUAGGAUAUAAACAGCCCCGCUCCUCCCUGUUUCAGGCCUCUGCUUGGUGAAGGGACAAGGCCACAACUGAAAUAAACACUGGCAGCUGACAAGUUC